Messenger RNA from Rhea pennata, 8676 nucleotides. It is a transcript of the gene ELK4, whose product is annotated as ETS transcription factor ELK4. The coding region runs from base 116 to 1462 and encodes 448 amino acids. The record is from RefSeq and is a predicted model, not a curated record. Gene Ontology annotation, cellular component: nucleus. Lineage: Eukaryota; Metazoa; Chordata; Aves; Rheiformes; Rheidae. Gene Ontology annotation, biological process: cell differentiation; regulation of transcription by RNA polymerase II. Gene Ontology annotation, molecular function: sequence-specific DNA binding; DNA-binding transcription factor activity, RNA polymerase II-specific. The transcript has 5 exons.
CGGGGGCGCCGGGCCAUGAAGGGUGGCGGCGGAGCCGCUCCCAGCGCCUGCCCGCCGCCCGCCGACCGCCACCGCGACGCUGGGGGACCGGCGGGGCUCCUGCCAGCUUACUGCUAUGGACAGUGCUAUCACUCUGUGGCAGUUCCUCCUCCAGCUCCUCCAAGAGCCUCAGAACAAGAAUAUCAUCUGUUGGACCUCCAACGACGGGGAGUUCAAACUGCUGCAGGCAGAGGAGGUGGCCAGACUCUGGGGAAUCCGCAAGAACAAGCCCAGUAUGAACUAUGAUAAACUCAGCCGUGCUCUCAGAUACUAUUAUGUGAAGAAUAUCAUUAAAAAAGUGAAUGGUAAGAAGUUUGUGUACAAGUUUGUUUCCUAUCCGGAGAUUUUAAAUAUGGAUCCACUCGUGGUGGGCCGUAUAGAAGGAGACCCUGAAAUGGCUGGUUUUACAGAAGUUAGCAGUGCUUCAAAGGAUGUGGAAAACUGUGGGAAGGAGAAGUCUCAGUCAUGUGGUAAAUCCUCCAGCCGCAAUGACUAUAUCCACUCAGGCUUGUACUCCUCUUUUACUCUGAACUCCCUGAACUCUUCCGGUGUAAAACUCUUCAGGUCCAUCAAGAUUGAGAAUCCAGCUGAGAAACUGACAGAGAAGAAACCUGCUCAGGAUCUGACACCAUCUGUCAUCAAGUUUGUAACCAUGCCCUCCAAAAAGCCUUCGUCUGUCCCCCUCGUCUCUGCCACUUCAACACUUUCUGCCACUUCAACUGCUUCUGCCACUUCAGCUGUAUCUGAUCUUCCAGUGGCAUCAGAAGACACUCUUCAGACCUUGGAGACUCUUGUUUUACCCAAGUUAACUGCCCCCGAAGCUCCAGCACCUUUGCCAAACUUAACCACCAGCUUCACCCCAACUCCACCUGUAUCCUCAGUUUCUCCCACUCUGCAAGUUCCUUCUACACCACCUUCGCCACCCUUGAGCUCUAAUCCUGACCUGGACAUUGACACGGACAUAGAGUCAGUGGCUUCUCAACAGCUAGAGCAGGCUCAGAGCCUUCAGCAUCAAUCCCCAGAGCCCAAAGAGCAGGAUUCAUCUGUGCUGGAGAAGGAAUUUGUCAAUCACCUCUCCAGAUCUAAAAAACCCAAAGGGCUAGAAUUGGCUCCUACUUUGGUCAUUACAGGCAGUGAUCCAAGUCCGUUGGGGAUACUGAGCCCUUCUCUCCCAACUGCUUCUCUUACUCCAGCACUUUUCUCUCAGACGCCCAUCUUGCUGACCCCCAGCCCCUUGCUCUCCAGUAUUCACUUCUGGAGUACGCUAAGUCCGGUUGCUCCUCUCAGUCCUGCAAGGUUGCAAGGUGCUAAUACACUCUUUCAGUUUCCAUCAGUGCUGAACAGUCACGGGCCAUUUACUCUGUCUGGACUGGAUGGACCCUCUACCCCUGGCCCAUUUUCCCCUGAUCUCCAGAAGACAUAGCACAUGAACUCACGGAAAGGACAUUUUGGCGAGCAAAGGAAAGAUAUGACACUUAUAUUUAACCAUGUUUUUUAAAUGAGCAAUUUAUAAUUCCACAGAGAUUAUCAACAGUCAUACCAUUCCCAAUUAAAAUGCCUUUUUUUGCAAAAUUCCCUUUUUUGAAGACCCAAAUUGGGAAUGUAUAUGCAAACGCCUUAAUAGGAGCCAAAGCUCCAGUCUCUUCCCUUCUUGGUUUGGAAGAUUUCACUAUGAGUAAAGGGAGUUUCAGUUUGUGUUGCAGUAGCUGAGUCUGCACUGAUUGCAGUAAAUGGUAUCAGAGAAAUCUUUUCUUUCUGACUCUUGGAAACCCUUCUGUUGUUCUGCUUCCUGUGCUUGGCAAGAAGAAAUCUAAUUGUGAUUGAAGCUGGCAUUCCAGGAAAUGCUAGGGAAAGGGGUGUGCACACUCAGCUUUGCCUUGGGGCCCGAUAACUUCUGCAGCAACAAAACAGCUCACGUCUUAUCUACUGUAAAAACAACUUAUCUUUUUGCAGGGAGCAAUUUUCAAGGAAUGCUCAAUGACGGUGUUAUUGAGAUACAGACAAUUUUUGAAUGGCACUGCAUACAAACAGUUCAGCCUCUCCGAGAAGUGGACUGGUUAGCUUCUGGAUGCUUCCCUGCCCUCCCUCCGGUGAGCAGGCAAGGCCUGGAGACACAUGAAUGGUGGGGUUAGUUCCUUUCAGUUCUCAGAUUGUUUGAAUGUUAAAGUCCAAACAUUUCUUUUGCCAGAAAUCUGUUACAAAGCUUGUAAUUUGACUUCUAGGAAAUUAGCAGAAUGAUGGAUUUUAUGUGAGGUUUGGAGGGUGUGUCUGUACUUGGUGAGGUUGCUGCCUGAUGCUAGAGCUUCAGACCCAAGCAGUGGGUGAGAACACUAACGUCUGAGCAUUAACGUUACUGCUCUUUUCCCACAGACACCUGAAGCGGAAAAGUUCCUUUUCUCCUAGCUCUUAUCUCAAGUUUGCUUUAAAUUUAUUCCUUUUUUUUUGUUUGAGGAAGAACUGAAACCCAGAAAAAGUUAGUCAUAGUGUGUACACACAGUUGAGAGGUGUCACACUGUAUCAACCUUACUGUAAAUUUGUGCUUGCUUAUUUUUCUUGGUGGCUUGGUUGUAUGGAUUAGUACAAGAUUAGUUUCCAGAGCCAUCUGAAACACUGGUGAAACUAAAUUUGUAGAUAGAUUUUUUUAGAACCUCAGGAGGCCUUUUAAGAGAACUGAGGAAUGAAAGAAGAGAGAUUCUUCUCACAGCCCCUUGGAGACUGGAUGUCUUGGUGUCUUGGCACUGGGCUGUGUGCCCUUCCACUUUGGCCAUCUGCUGUCAGGCAGCGACUUCUGCUUGCUACUCACGUAUGUACAUUGAGUUGGUGAUGCAAGAUAAUCUUCGGCAUAAAAUGUCCACUAGGAAACAGAGACCAUCUCUUUGCUUUGACCUCUUGCUGGCUUACACUGAAGUAUUAAUGAGCAGAGAAAGAUUGUACCUUCAGAGCAAGAGAAGCUGGCGUUGUACUUUUACGUAGUACACCUGUCUUACGGAUCAAUGGUGAACUCGAUUUUCGCGAGUUUUCCCUUUGCCACUUUUGCAGACUCUGAAUUUACUUUAUUGCAUGUAUGACGAUACCCUUGACUUAAUUUACUGCAGUGACGUUAUCUUUCUGUAUCCUGGCAUUGAGAUAUACAAACCACAUAGUAUAUUUCUGAUAUGCUACCCUACGUAGUCAGGUGUAAUAGUGUUGCUUUUGGGGUGCUGUUCAUGCAGAAAGUCCCCUGUCCAGUGGGAGGCUGGAGAAAAGAAUAUGCCUGUCUUUAAGUGGAGAUAGCAGGGAGUUAGCUGAUACAGUGAACUGUCUUCCCCUUAGGUCAGUCAGAGGCAUAAUACUGCUGCACGCUUUAGACAUCAGCAGAUGAAGUUCCUGUGCCGGUGGCUCUUAAAAUGACAAUGUGCAAUAUUGACUUUUUUUUUUUUAAUGCAGAAAGAAAGCUGCAGAUCGUGAUUAAGAGCAGGCAUCUGGAAUUUUCUGGUUUGCAUGACAGUUUAUGAGUCUGCUCUAGAAAAUAUAUAUAGGUAUAUAUAAAUAGCAGCACUUUCAAUGGUUGUAUUAGGUUGGCCAAUUUUAUACCCACUGAGUGUGUGGACCUGACAGCAACAUUGCAGACUAGGAUUAGAAUUUAAAAAUAAUUAAUGAGCACUAAUGACGUGCAAUUAAAGACUUGCAAUUUAAUUGCUUCCCUUUCCUUGUCCUAUGGAGAAAAGCCAAGUUUAUUUGUUUAAAAGUUGUGUAUGUGCACACAUGCACUUAAUUUUUUGUAGACUGUAUCACUUUGAGUAUAGGAACGCAAGAGAACCAAAUGCUGAUGUAGCUUGUCAGUUCGGCUUGGCCUAGUGUCAUGCUCUUCUCCAAGCAGUUUUACAAGAUUGCACUGCCAUAGGUGGUUGAUGAGAUACACCUUCAUCUUUUCUUUGGGAAUACCUUCUUCAGAGGAAAUUAAUAUGUGUGUGUUUGGUUUCAAUCUGGAAGUGUCCAGCUUUCUGACAGGAAGCACUGAGAAGAUAAUUACUUUUGCUUCUUAUGCACACGCCUAAGAAAAGUCCCAUAUAGGAUUAUAAUCUCAGGAGGCAGUGGGCAAAGCAAGUUGAAAGGGUAAGUGAGAUGAGGUGGGAGAGAUGCUUGCUCACCUUUUCUCCAUUACAGCUUCCAGGUUUCCUGAGGUAAUACUGUUCUGUGUGUGCUGUCUCACUAAACACACAUUCAGUAACCAGUAUAUAACUGUCAGCUUUUUUGAUUUGGCACAUUCCUGACAGCACAGUGUUGCUGUGACUUCCUUGGAGCUUGGUUACAUGAAUUGCUGGUACGCUACCAGCUCACUUCUGGAGUAUUUUGCAGCUUUUUGCAGCUUGUUUUUUAAUACAGUGUAGGGAAGGUGGGAGUUAAUACAGACUCUCUUUUAGUUACCACGUUAGCCGUUUGUAAUAAGGAUAUAAUACCGUGUUGGUUUAAAAAAAUUAAUAGUGCAGCAUUAGGAAAACAUUUUAUUACAUUAAAAUUCAUGUUGCUGAAGUAGCCAUGGUAUUCUUGAAUGCUUGAUAGUUUUUGCAUUGUGAUAGUUGAUUCAUAGAUGAUAGUAGAAUUAGACUGGAUGAGCAUGGAAGCUGAACAUCUGUCUUGCUUCUAGACGUCUCUCUUCCAUGUCAUUGCCGCUUUGUAGUAGUACUGCGGAGUUGAAAAGCUUGUGCUGCUGUUGCUGUCUGUGCCAUGCCUGGCUUUUUUGCAGGAUGCCACUAGCAACAUGUGCUGCUAGCAAAGGCAAUCCAUGGAAAGAAGAAAUGUGUUAAUAAUACCCUGUGGUUAUAGAACCAUACUUGUUUUGCCUCUACUUGUGUUCAGAGAUGUAAUCUUAGUAAUAAGGGUGAUAGAGGAAUGUGUUUUCUUUAACAGUAGCUUAAGUCUAGAUCCUUGUUUCAGAAAACUGGUCUUCAGCGGUGUCUGCUGAAUGUUAUUCCUAUGCACUGUUUUUGGCACACUGAAGUUGCAAUUUUGUUAUAGGUCAGGAAGUAAUGAAAUUCAUUGAAUUUGAGAAUUCAUUGUAUUCACUUAAUGUCCAAAGACUUCAGUAUCCAUGCAGUCAUUGACGUAAUGGAGCAUGCAUUGUAUUGCAGUGAAAGGCUUUGGCUAUUCAGUGGUUUGUCUAGGAAAACUUCAUCUUUUGAUAUGUUUUCAACCUCAGAUAGCUAGCAAAUAGAUUGUUUUUGUUUUUUUAUAUAGUGUUCAUUUUAACCCCGUGAAGGCUGCUUAUGUUUGUAUCUUCCUUUACACAGCUUUUAAAAACGCAAUCGUUGCUUAAUGUAAGAAGACUCCCUCAUGAUGUCAACUUUCAUGCAAGAACUUCUGCAAAUUGAGAUCGGAUAAAAGAACUAGAUUAUCGCAUUGAUACAAUUUCUCAGGUGAACUGAAAUGCAGAGUUCUGAUCCACUUCUGUAGCAUUUUUCUAGUGCUGCGUUCAGAAGCCUACAGUCCUGACAGUCUACUGGCUAUCCAUGUUUUAUUCAUAUACCUUUUUAGUUACUUUUUUGCUACUGUUUUAUAGCAUUUUUUGUAUGUACUCAUGUUUUACUAUACAAUUUAACCUCUUCUUUUUUUUAAUGCAUACUUGUUUACAAGACACAUCUCAGUGUUGUAUCAAGAGGCUAUCUUGGUAUUGUCAGCUAUGAAAUAAACUACAUCAGUAGUUAAGGAACAUUGUCAAAGUUGACAGAUAUUUUAAAACUUGAUGUUUGGGUUUUGGGUGUCCACAACAAUUCUGUUCUGUUUUGUUCCUUUGUUCUCCUAUGUGAGGAAUGUACAUACCUUCUGGCCUCUAAGGUCUUAGGUAUGGAUAGUUUAUUUGGUCUUAAUAAUUGUGGAGCAUGGUAAUGCAAACAAAGAGCGUGAGCCCCACAGGAUCUUGUACUCAGCAGACAAGUUGAUAAUCCAUUAGAAAUGCAGUCACAUUGUUUAGAAGCUGAUUUGGGACAUUUUAAUGAGGUAUAGCAUGUCUUGCUUAAACAGGAAUUUUUAUGGUUUGAUUUCACUUAAUUAAACUGUAAGUGGCAAUGGCUGCUCGUUAGUCUGAACAGUAUUAGCAAAUCUGCUUAAUGUAGAAGCCUUUGGCUAUUGCCAUCAGGUUGAGUGGUGAUUAAUGUGAAAUGCUAAAGUUGAUCUGCUGAAACCAGAAGCUCUCAGAUAAAGAUUAAAAGAUAAAUGCAGUGACAAUUGUUUUAUGCAGCUCUUCAGGGCUGUUAACUGCGAAAGGCGUUUUCCUGGAAUUGAAAUCUGUGGACACGGCAUUCCACUUCGUUCGAGCUAAUAGUUACUGGCUCCAUAGAGCCCUUUACAAAAGCUGAUUCUGGACAGAGAGACAUUUUACAAAAUGGAACCAAACCCUUUCUCUGUAGCCUGCUCUUAGUUGUAAGGAUGUAGUAUUGGAACUGCAAAGCCACAGUAAUGGCAGCGCUGCCAUAUUUCUGUGAUCUGUGUUAUGUGUUGUUAACACACUUGUUUAAAUUCCCUGACUGCCUUGGUGCCAUCUGAAGCAGAAGGAUUAAACUUUGUCUUUGGAUAUCUAGUGGAUCCUCAACUUAGAAAGUACAGGUUUUUGCCUUUGUGCAAAGAACAAAUUAAGAAGGGCGAAUAUGUUCACAGCAGAAUGUUGAUCCUUUUUGGAGGAUGCAGCUUCGCUGACCGUGACUAUGCUUUUUAAAAAAAAUGUAACUUGCAAGGUAAGAAAACUGGGCAGGGCCCGAUAUUUUGUCUUGAAUAUAUUGUCUUGAGUAUAAUAUGUUAAUGUAUUUCCCUUUUGAGGUAGCAAGAUGUCAGCAGCUUCAUAUAUAGUAUUCUACAAAAACCAAUAAACUGACUAGAUUUGAUUUUUAUUUACCCUCCCUCGCCAAAGAAUGUUGUAGACGAUUUUGACUGUGGAGCUAUUCCAGACAUCUGAUUAAAAAAGCAUACUCUGACAGCUGAAAACUUUGUUUUUUAUAUGCAUUGUUUAACUGAGACUGGAAUAGCUCUCUUCAUAUGAACAUAAGUAAGUUUGUACACACCUACUGCUUGUGAGGAUGUGUGUUCAUUAUGUAUUCUAGCUUUCAGACUUGUACAAAUAGUGCUUACAGUGUAUACUGAAAGUAAAUGCUGCACGGUGCAGUUGCCACUUUUAAAUGUUUUGCACUUGCUGUUGUGGGUUUUUUUGAGGGGGGAGGGCAAAGGGAAUGUAGAUCUCAAAUCCAUUAUACCACAAUGUGUUGCCAAAGGUUAUUUAUAAAUGCAACUUUGACAUUGUUAUAUGCCACAUAUUUCAAAAAGUGUCUUAAAUUUAUCUCUGAAUAGUUUUAUGUUCAUGGAACAGAAAUUGAGACUCUUCCCCCAAACACAUGCUUCUCGGUUGAGACCACGCGCUGCAGAAGGUUCUCAUCUCAGAGUCUUGUCUUAGUUUUGUAACGUGGUAAUUAUGAACUUCUGGAAAACAGGGGUCUUGUAAUGGAGACACUGAAUGACCUGUGAGCAGCGCAGAUAAGGAGGGUAGAGGAGAGAAGAGGUUGGAACGUGUUGUGUUUGGAGCCCGUUUCAGUCCUUGAGCAGUACCUGCAGUAGUGCUCUACUAAUAACUGGAAACUUUUCUGUUUUGUUUUGUUCUGUUCUGUUCUUUAAACAUAGGAAGGCUUUGUGGAUGGCCUCUGCAUGGUUCCUAGCGUGUGCUGUGUGCUAGAGGGGUUACAAUACCUGGGUUUGCUCUAGGCUCCUUGAGAUGUGCUGUGUUUUUUUUUUUUUUUUUUCUUUUUUCUUUUCUUUUGGCUAGCAUGUCUUAAAUCUUCAGGCUUUGAAACUGCUUUAUAGAAUUGUGUUGACUUUUUGUUCUGCUGUUGUUCAGUUGCACAGAGUUUUUUAUAUAUGAUGUACUAGUUUUAAUGUUAAUUCUCUGUGAACAGGGUUGAGAUUAUUCAUUGUAGUUUUUUUUUAAAAAAGAAAAGUUGUAUUCUGAAACUCCCUUUUAAAAUCCUGUUUGUAUUCUGUUGCAGUGUUACCAGAUGGCCUUAUGUACGUCACAGUGUUUUGUGAUAAGUACAGUAGCACAUUUAAUGCUUAUUUCCCUCCCCCCUCUGUUUUUAUAGCUGAGAAAUAUAUUCUUAAUGAUAGAGGUGAAUAAAUGGACAAAUUGUAAUGACAUGUACAGUAAGGACAUGAGUAUUAGUUGUUCUUCUCUAAUGUAUUUUAGGACAGCUGGAAUUAAUCUGAGACUGAAACAGCUCUGAACAGGGAUAGUUAACCAGCAAGAAACUUUGUCUUGUUUCUUCUGAUGGCAGGUUUGCAUUGUGUCCCAGAGGCUUGUAAAUCAGAUUAGAUCUGUUGACUUCAGUGGAAGGGAUCUGAUUUAACUAGCUGAGAAUCUUUUCCUUGCAGUUUUUUGUCUAAUGGCUGAGACUGGACUUAAGGGAGGGAAAUGUAAGUUAAAUUUUAGAGAACUUACUUAAAUAACCUAAUCAGCUAUGAUAAUAUGUGACAGUUGUUGUUCUGUUUAUUUUUAAAGUGCACAUCUGUUUUGGAAAGUGACUUGCUGAUGCUUUUAGUGUUAAUUGAAUUUUUAAGUUAAGCUGGGUUCAUUGAAAAGCAGCAGAUGAUGUUUGCAGGCUUUUUUUUUUUUUUUUUUUU